Molecule: messenger RNA, 1875 nt
Organism: Trametes versicolor FP-101664 SS1
Lineage: Eukaryota; Fungi; Basidiomycota; Agaricomycetes; Polyporales; Polyporaceae
Product: 3-oxoacid CoA-transferase
Exons: 10
Coding region: 97-1737 (546 amino acids)
Biological process (GO): ketone body catabolic process
Molecular function (GO): succinyl-CoA:3-oxo-acid CoA-transferase activity
Source: RefSeq, a predicted model, not a curated record
CUCCCUCCACUCCCAUCGCACCCGUCUCAUCUCUAACGUCUAAGCCCAGGGCGCGGACCUGAGAAGCCGUGAUCUAGAAAACGUCAGGAAGACAGGAUGCUCCAGUGCGCGAGGAGAGCAUACGCCUCACGGGUCGUCCCGUCGCGCGCGCUGCUGCGCUCGCAGCCCGCCCGGAAUGCGCGCGGAACGAUCACACUCGUCCGUCUCGCAGAUACGCUCGGUCAGGCGGGCAGGGCGUACAGCACGGCGGCGGAGGACGCGGUGCCAAGCAAGAAGAAGGUCUGGGACUCGGUCGACGAGGCGAUCGCAGAUGUGAAGUCGGGCGACGUGCUCCUGAGCGGCGGGUUUGGACUUUGUGGCACGCCAGACACCCUAAUCGCAGCCCUCGCGAAGCGGAAAGACGAAGUGAAGGACCUCACUGCAGUGUCCAACAAUGUAGGCUCAGGAGAAAUGGGGCUCGGUAAGCUGCUGUACACUGGACAGAUCGGCACAGUUAUGGCGUCAUAUAUUGGAGGGAACAAGCACUUCGAGUCCCUCUACCUGAACGGCCAGAUCUCCAUGGAGCUCAUCCCACAGGGGACGCUGGUAGGUCGUCUGCACGCGCAAGCCGCCGGCUUCCCCGCGUUCUACACACCCACGGGCGCAAACACUGCCGUCGAGGAGGGCUCGAUCCCCAUUCGCCUAAAGGAAGGCGGCAUGAAGGCAGGCGUCGCGAUCCCGGGGAACAAGAAGGAGACGCGCGAAUUCAACGGGCGCAAGUUCGUGCUCGAGCCGGCGAUCGCGGGCGACGUCGCGUUUGUGCGCGCGUGGAAGGUCGACGAGGUCGGGAACUGUGUGUUCCGCUACACCGCGAACAACUUCUCGAGCACGAUGGCGCGCAACGCAAAACUUACUAUUGUUGAAGCCGAGAAUAUUGUGCCCGUGGGAUCGCUAUCCCCGAACGCGAUCCACCUCCCUGGGAUCUACGUCGACCGAAUCGUGAAGGCGACCGCGCCCAAGCAGGUUGAGUUCCGCACCGUGGCCACGGACGCGAACGCGAAGGACGAGAACCCCGUCGACCCGGCAAAGAAGGCUGCUGUGGAGCAGAGGCACCGGAUUGCCCGCCGCGCUGCGAAAGAACUCAAGGACGGCUUCCACGUCAACCUCGGUAUUGGGAUGCCUACGCUCGUGCCCGAGUUUUUGCCGCCCAGCGUGAAGGUGUGGUUGCAAAGCGAGAACGGAAUACUCGGAAUGGGCCCGUACCCGCCGAGCGACAAAGUGGAUGCCGACAUUAUCAACGCCGGAAAAGAGACGGUCACGCUCCUCCCGGGAUCGUCAGUAUUCGAUUCCUACGAGUCGUUCGCGAUGAUUCGUGGCGGGCACAUCGACGUUGCUAUCCUAGGGGCCAUGCAGGUCUCGCAGGCGGGUGACAUCGCGAACUUCAUGAUCCCUGGUAAGCUCGUGAAGGGGAUUGGCGGCGCAAUGGACCUCGUGUCCAACCCGGACAAGACGAAGGUGAUUGUGGUGAUGGAGCACUGCGCCAAGGACGGCAGCCCGAAGAUUCUGAAGGAGUGCGCGCUGCCGCUCACUGGUGCGCGGACGGUCAGCCAGAUCAUCACCGAGCUGGCCGUCUUCGACGUGGACCGGGUAGGAGGAGAGUUGACUCUCACCGAGCUCGCGGAAGGGGUUUCCCUGGAGGAAGUCAAGGCGAAGACGGGCUGUGAGUUCAAUGUGUCGAGCUCGCUCGGGCAGAUGUAACCCUUCGGGAGGAACGAUUGGCUUCCGCCUCCGGACUUGAACGUGAGGUUGGUUCACGGGUCUACCAGCCAUGCGGUAUCAUCUGCACUUUGUACGUUUCUUGUAUAUAUCGCGAUAUCUCGGAUAGGAUGCGCUGGU